Messenger RNA from Trypanosoma cruzi, 1002 nucleotides. RefSeq lists its product as uncharacterized. NCBI's taxonomy places the organism in Eukaryota, Euglenozoa, Kinetoplastea, Trypanosomatida, Trypanosomatidae. The annotation marks the transcript as partial. The record is from RefSeq and is a predicted model, not a curated record. The transcript has a single exon.
AUGAACGCAGCGCUGCUUCAGGGCCUCCGGCGUGCGGGUCAUUCGCUUAAGGAAGGCAGUCAUAAUGAGGCAGAGUAUGUUAUUCGAUCUCUACAGGCCAUUAAUGACCCUGCAGCAGCAGAGGAGACAAUUCGUAUACUCCAAGACAGCGUCCAGGAACUGGGCCACGAUGUGACAUAUGUGCACUUUGCCGCAUUUCGUCUCCUGAGGUUUUAUCUCACACGCAAUGGGGUUUUGUGGGGUGAAAGCACACGGCGACUCUUGCAUUUCUUAUUGGAUUACGUAGAGUCGAAAGGAGAGCAAAUUGUGACCCUUGCGUGGCGCCCUGUAUUAUCGGAGGCAGCUUUGGAUGCAGCCGUUAUGUUAAAACUUAGCUGCGCUGGUGCUGAAGGUGGCGUUGAUACAACUAUUUUUUUAGGGAUUGUUUCUGAUAUGCUGUCUCUUCUAGCUGAACGUAAAUCGGAAGGGUUCAUCGUUUUUGUGCGUCAUGUGGUGAUCCAUCUUGUUGAGGAAUUCGGUUUGUAUCAUCCAUCAUCCAGGGGGAGGGAAAUGCCGUUACGGUUUCAUCGUGCAUGCCGCUCCGUAUUUGAAUGUCAUGGUUUGGUGCGUUUUCUGGACGCUCUACUGUGCUGCGCGGCCACUGGUCUUUCAGAGACUUCUCGAACCGUUGAGGCACUUUUUCAGUGUUUGGACACCAUUUUGUCGUGGUCUACUCACUGCUUUUUUGAAGAAGAAGUGGCCGAGGAUGAGUGUAGUCAUUCUUUCCGAGUCUCAGGCAUUUUGUGGCAUACGUUGCUUUUGGAGGGCGUCACAGUAGCAGGGACGAAAAUCACCAUAGACUCCCUGCUUCGCACGUGGUACUCUGAAGGUAAUCUGUGUGGUUUCUUCUUUAAUCCUUUAUCGCUUGUGGAGCUAAUUUGUCAAUUCUGUGGCAUUACUAUGGAGUCAUGGAGCGUUUCUGACAAGAUGAACUACGGAGAAAGAUUUCUUUCUCUUACAUGU